CAGUGCACUCGCUUGCUCCGCGCGCUCGGCCGCUGCUGCGACGCGCUGUGCCUCACGUGUGUGACCGCCCAUCGCCCUUAGGUUAAUUAGACAAGAGAAAAUAGCCAGGCGAGAUGGCGCAAGGUUCACGGAGGCUGGUGCUGGCUGCACUUAUGGUCGUCACAAUCAUGGCUCCGCACUUCUCUGCUCAACCACCAACCGCUGAGAAAUCCAUCGAAAAGGAUCGCACACAGAGACAAGCAGCGGUCAAGGCUGGUAAGCAAGUUGCCACAACGCCGAAAUGGGGAUUUUUUGGUACCAUAUUUCAUCUUAUUUUAGAGCAAAUCAAUGACACCAAAAGUGCUUAUACUCAGAUAUCGGACCUAUUAACCAACCAGUUCGUAGAUGAUAACGCUGUAACAAACUCACCCGCCCCGUCUACCAAUGGCAGUACCGAAACUCCUAAGAUAUCAAGACAAGAGUUCUUAAAAAUUCUUGAUCGAAACCUCAAAGGUCUUGCGAGAUUACGAAAUUUAGAAUGGCGAGAAGCAAAGAAGGAUUCCAUGGCUAACCUACGUGGAUAUAAAGAUGAAAUAUUUAGAGGAAAAAAGUCGUCAAAAAGAAAAUAGCAAGCUUAAAACAAGAAAGUGAUAAAGACUGUAAAUAUUUUAGUAACUAGGUACUUACGUAAUGUAGUGAAAUAAAAUUAUUUUUUAAAUCAU
Molecule: messenger RNA, 701 nt
Organism: Ostrinia nubilalis (European corn borer)
Lineage: Eukaryota; Metazoa; Arthropoda; Insecta; Lepidoptera; Crambidae
Exons: 6
Coding region: 114-608 (164 amino acids)
Source: RefSeq, a predicted model, not a curated record